Messenger RNA from Esox lucius (northern pike), 3726 nucleotides. RefSeq names its product proto-oncogene vav. The record is from RefSeq and is a predicted model, not a curated record. Gene Ontology annotation, biological process: cell migration; intracellular signal transduction; regulation of GTPase activity. Lineage: Eukaryota; Metazoa; Chordata; Actinopteri; Esociformes; Esocidae. Gene Ontology annotation, molecular function: guanyl-nucleotide exchange factor activity; protein binding. Gene Ontology annotation, cellular component: cytoplasm. Bases 415 to 2946 code for a protein of 843 amino acids. The transcript has 27 exons.
UAUGUGUGUGUGUUUGUGUAAAGGGGAAGUGGUUAGCGAUGCAGUUAAAACACUCUUCCUCCAUCUGCAGAAGCUGCAGAACGCACCACCCACCACGGAAGAACGCCGGAGCGCCAGAGUGAGAGGACAAAACAAAACGACAGAGAGACAAUGAUGAGACGAGGUGCACAGGAGAGGUGAACCAAAAAAGACUGAGGACAACUGAGGAAGUGACAGAAGAACAGAGAGAGAAACCUGAACACGAAAAGAAGAGGGUAAGGAAGACUCGAAGACCGAUAGAAUUGUUUUGUUGAAGUAAAGCAGAAUCUGGGGCUCUGUUUGUCGGUUGGGUUUGUCUGCACUGGGCUUCCGAGCUGAUGACCACACUUUACGGGCCAAGCUGAUCCAGAAACAGUCUCAUAGACGACGGUCACCAUGGAGCUGUGGCGUCAGUGUGCGGUUUGGUUGAUAGAGUGCCGGGUGCUCCCGGAGAGCCACAGGGUGACAUGGGCCAGUGCCCAGGUGUGCGAGCUCGCCCAAGCCCUGAGGGACGGAGUCCUGCUCUGUCAGCUGCUCAACAACCUGCUGCCCCACGCCAUCAACCUCCGGGAGAUCAACCUGCGCCCGCAGAUGUCCCAGUUCCUGUGUCUAAAGAACAUCCGUACGUUCCUGGGAGUGUGUCAGGACAAGUUUCACCUGAAGAAAACAGAACUUUUUGAGGCCUUCGACCUAUUUGAUGUCAGAGACUUCGGCAAGGUGAUAGAAACUUUGUCCAUUCUGUCCCACUCUACCAUCGCCACCCAAAGAGGAUUCCAGCCUUUUCCAUCAGUAGGCUGCAUUGCUGAUGAUGAGAUCUACAGCGGUCUGUCAGAUCAGAUGGAUGAGACGGUGGAUGAGGAUGAUGAUCUGUAUGACUGUGUGGAGGAUGAAGAGAAUGAGGGGGAUGAGAUCUAUGAAGACCUGAUGAGGGCUGACGAACCACAAGAGACCCAACAGAAGACAAUGGUGGUGGAUAAGAGAGAAUGCUGCCUGCAGGAGAUUAGACUGACAGAGGAGAAAUACACUGACACACUGGACUCUAUAUUACAGCACUUUAUGAAACCCCUCCAGAGGUUCCUUCAGCCCCACGAUAUAGAGAGUAUCUUCAUCAACACUGUGGAACUUGCAGAGACUCAUCGCAGUCUGCUGGGAGACAUCCAGACAUCCAUCCUGACCUUUGGGGCAGAGAACCUCUUCCAGGUCUUCAUCAAUUACAAAGAGAGGUUGUUGCCGUAUGGAAGAUACUGUAGUCAAGUAGAAGCAGCCACUAAACACCUGGACAGGAUCUCAACCAUGAAGGAGGAUGUCAGGAUGAAACUAGAGGAGUGUUCUAACCGGGCUAACAAUGGGAGAUUUUCUCUACGUGAUCUACUAAUGGUUCCCAUGCAGAGAGUCCUAAAAUAUCACCUCCUGCUCCAGGAGCUAGUGAAACACACCACUAGUGCAACAGAGAAAGAAAACCUUCGUACAGCUUUAGACGCCAUGAGAGACCUGGCCCAGUGUGUGAAUGAGGUAAAGAGAGACAAUGAGAUCAUAAAGCAGAUCACCACCUUCCAGCUGUCCAUAGAGAAUAUGACCCAGUCCCUGGCUCUGUAUGGACGGCCCAAGAUAGACGGAGAACUCAAGAUCUGCUCCACAGAGAAGAAGUCGAAACAGGACAGGUAUUCGUUCCUGUUUGACAAGGCCAUGUUUGUCUGUAAGAAGAAGAGUGGAGAGACCAUGGAACUGAAGGAGACUAUUGAUCUGCAGAAUUACCAGCUAAGAGACGAGACCACCUCGGAGAAGGACAACAAAAAGUGGUCCCAUUCAUUCCUACUCAUAGACAGCUAUGGGAAGGCUGGAUAUGACCUGUUUUUCAAGACCAGAGACCUGAAGAAGAAGUGGCUGGAGCAGUUUGAGAUGGCACUGUCCAACAUGUGUCCAGAAAACUGCACAGCCAACAAUCAUGACUUCCAGAUGCACUGUUUUGAAGACACCACCUGCUGCAAGGCCUGCUGCAUGCUGCUGAGGGGGAUAUUCUUCCAAGGUUAUCGUUGUACUCGUUGCAAAAUGGCCGCUCAUAAAGAAUGUCUUGGACGAGUACCAGCCUGCGGACGCAACUCAGAAUAUUCAGGCACCUUAAAAAAGAAUAAGAAGUCCGGGCCUCACAGACCAGCCGGGCCUGGUUUUCCUAAGAUGGAGGUGUGUGAAGAAUACUACGGUUUGCCCCCGCCCCCUGUAGCCUUCGGCCAACCCCUGCACCUCUCUAUGGGUGAUGUCAUCGAACUGACAAAGGCAGAGGCCGACCUACAGUGGUGGGAGGGAAAAAACGUGAUGAUUGGUCAGACUGGUUGGUUCCCCUGCAGAAAGGUCAAGCCCUUCAUCUCUAAAUCGACCCCUGACCUAUCAUAUUUCCAGUGGUUCGCGGGGAACAUGGACCGCUCAGCAGCGAAAAACCUCCUAAUUUCACGAUCGGAUGGGACAUUUCUGGUCCGCCAGAAAGACGGAGGAGAGUUCGCCAUCAGCCUCAAGUUUAACAUGGACAUCAGACACAUCAAGAUCACAUCAGCAGAGGGCCUCUACCGCAUCAAUGACAAAAAGGCCUUUAAAGGGAUCAUUGAGAUGGUUCAGCACUACCAGCAGAAUUCUCUCAAGGAGUACUUCAAGGAUGUGGACACCACCCUCCAAACACCUUUCAAACAGCCCGAGCAGAGCAACGCAACCCCCAACGCACCGUCGCCAGGGGGCAGUAUGCGUUCCUUCAGCACGGCGAGGGCCAGGUACGACUUCUCAGCCAGAGACCGGACAGAGCUGUCCCUGAGGGAAGGCGACACGGUCAAGGUCCUCUCCAAGAAGGCCCACAACGGGUGGUGGAAAGGAGAGGUUUACGGACGGGUUGGCCUGUUUCCGGCAAACUAUGUAGAAGAGGACUACUCUGACUACUGUUGACGGAGCCUCACCCCCCCUGUGGGACAGACCGCCGGUUCCACUUCAACACUUACACAUCAAUGUUCUCAACCAGGUGGAUUCAGUGUGGUCGAGCAUCAUCGCAGCUUAUGAGUCACAACUGAGGGUUGCAAUUUAUUUUCAGAGUCCCAAUUUCCAUCUGUAGAUGUCUUAUAGAUAGUAUUACUAUCAACCAACUAUCUGCUGAAAGCGAAUUCUUGCUAAGGUUAGGGGUACAACAAGAUUUGGGGUUAAGAUUAGGUUAGAGGUAAGGGUUAGUAGUUAACAUGUUACUGAUAUUCAGUAAGUAAUCUGUAGACCAUCUAUACAGACCCUUUUGGUUCUCUCAAAAUGAAGUGUUCCCCAACUUAGAGAGCAUCACGACUGUUCAGAAAGGCAGUAUGCUGACUGGUUCAGAAGCUGUGGUAUAUCAGACCAUACAACACAGAUGGGGAGGGGGGGGGGGGUGUCUAUUUUUAACUACGUUGUUAACCAGUUCAAAAUAGCAAUAAAACAUCCCAGGGGUCUGUGGUUUAUGACCUAUAUACCCUGGCCCUGGGCCGUACCCAGGCACUCUGGGGUGUAUUGUACAAAAGAACUAACUUUAGCCAUGGAAUAUUGGCCAUAUAACACAAACACCCCUGUUGCUUAGAUAGACCUCAGCCUGAUUCCGUGUCCAAUUGAUAGUUCAAUACAGUUUAGUUUUCUGACGGGUGACCGGCUGGACCACGGCCUUCUUGUGUGCAGAACAAUGCUGUGAAUAAACCUCUGACUUUAACAGUA